Messenger RNA from Psylliodes chrysocephalus, 5914 nucleotides. Lineage: Eukaryota; Metazoa; Arthropoda; Insecta; Coleoptera; Chrysomelidae. The record is from the annotation of a GenBank genome assembly.
AUUUUAGGUUAUCUAAAUGUCAAAAAUGCAUAUAUAUUAGAAAUUUUUAUGUAAAAUAGUCCUUUUUUACUAAAACUCAAUCGUUUUUAUAGUAAUUAACGUGUACAAUGAGUUCCAAAGAUAAGAGUUUCAAAGACACUCUUAAAGAUAUUUUUAAACGGAAUAAAGGCAGCAUAGGCAGUUUCGGUAGCCGCAGCGAUGUUUUAUCAAUUAGCGAUGAAUUACUUAAAGAUUUAAGUAAGGAAUCGCCCUUGAAUACUAGAGUAAGGUUACUGAAAGAAUACAGUACCAAAGUAACUGAAAGCAAAUUAGAAAAUACAGCAGUAGAAAAACUAUGGAAAGCCAUAGAAGACUUAUUUGGGUCACAAUACCCAACGGAAGUGAGGCAUCUAGCCUUUCACUUCCUAAAAUGUCUGUUAAGAGGUCAAAUGCACAUAAACAAAAUAAUGAGAGCAAUAUUUUUCCACUUUAUAACCCAGCAUAACCAUCCUGAAGACACCGGACAAAGAUUUGACUUGCUUAACAUUCUGACAUCAAAUGGUAUUACUUUGCUGCAUUUCGAAGAAAAAGUAGGUAGGUUUCUGUUAAAUUGGCUUCCAGACGUCUCACAAGCUGGUAAAAUUGAAGAAUAUUUGAGCAUGUUAGACAACUUAGUGAGAUAUAAUGCUGCAUACUUGGACGAUGAGGUUAUUGCUGGGUUUAUUCAACAUAUUUGCUUAUAUUGCUGUAGCCCUAGCACUAAGACAGUGUCAUCUUGUUUGCAAAUAAUGUCAUCGAUAGUGGCUUAUAGUAACAUGCCUCCAGAAUCUUUACCAAAAUUCAUAGGAGCCCUGUGCAGAACUGUGGUCGUAGAAGAAUAUGCAAGUUCUAGUUGGGCUGUGAUGAAAAAUCUUUUAGGCACCCAUAUGGGUCACUCUGCUUUGUACACCAUGUGCCGAAUUUUACAGGAACCAGAUUUAAGAUCAGACACGGAUCUUUUGCGAGGCGCCGUUUUUUAUACUCACUAUGCGCUGUGGAGUUUGUCACCUUUAACGAAUUUACAUUGCCCACCUAGUUCUGUGUUGCCUUCGUUUUUACAGGCUGUCAAAUGCAACCAACCAGCUGUUGCAUACGAAGUCAUAUCAGGUCUGAAAGACCUGAUCCAAAGAAACGGACCCGAAUUACAAGACCCAGCUUGGUCCAUUCUCUUAAAAAUCAUUUCGCACAUAAUAUGCCAUAUAGAUUUAACCUCUUCGCAAGAAUCAAACAAGAUGAUAGUGGCUCCUCUACAUGAAACGCUCAAUCACAUAGAGCAUCUCAUGAAUAUCGACAGUUAUAACGGUUCUGUCAAGCAGUUCUAUGAUAUCAUCGAAGAAUGCUCCGCUGCAAGGCCUGAGAGUUCUAUUUUGGGUCUGAUAGCACAUCAGUCUCUAAGCAUAGUACCGACUGAGCAUCUCUGGUUGACCAAUCUGUACAAUUUGUUGCAGAAAUAUUUCAAGCCUGACAUAAGGACAAAUAUAAGGUUGAAAGUGUUGGAUACAUUAUCGCAUGUUAUUAAAUUGAACAAGCGACAGUAUGAAGAUGAGUUAAUAGAUCGCAUUGUUGUACCCCAUAUGAUGAACAUCGUUCAAACUACUGAUGUAGUCAUUAGAUCUACAGUAGCAAAUCUAUUGAUUGAUCUGUGUUUGGAAUGCGAAUCGAAAAAAUGUUUGGAUCUGUUGGAUAUACUAGAAAAAAUGUUGUUUAGACCAUUCGAGAACCACCCACCUGAUACUAAUAUUUCUCCUGAUAAUGAACAUAGUGAUAUAAAAUGUUUGAUCGAGGGGUUGAUAAAGGUGUUCAUUAUAAAGAUCCAUAAACUCCCCUCAACUCACGCUAUUAAGAUUUACAAAAUGUUGGUUACGUUCUUGGAGUUGCAUUACAACAAACAGAAAAUUUUUGAGAACUGUCCCAUCGCCAGACGAAUGAUUUUCGAGUGUUUCAUGAAGAUGCGAGCUGAUUCCGUGUACCACUUGGGCUACCAGAAUGGCAAUCAUGUCAAAUUUAGCCCGUACUUGUGUGUGGUGUACAAAAGCAUCGACAGGGGUAAUUUGGGAUCGCCCGUGCCUCAGUCGCCGGCACCGGUGCAAAGAUUGCCCGUCACGGUAACGCACGUGUCCCUCAGGAGGGCUUUUAAAACAGUCAUAACGUGUUUGAAGAUGGAAAAAGAUUGGGAAGUUUUGAGUCUAGUUUUAUUGGAAAUGGCCAAAGGUUUGCAAAACAAGUCGCUCAUUUUAUCAAAAAACGGAAACUCCGAGCUAGACCUGCUUGUUGAUAUCCUUCAUAUAAUGAUCACCGAAAGAACCUUAAACCUACCCGAGUCGCUGAACGUAAAAAUCUCGCGCACCGAUUUCCACGCCAUCGCGCAACUCGUGGUGGUGAACUUGUCCUGCUAUCACAACUAUCUCGAUCAAAUCCACCAACAAAAAAUGAUCCGUUGUCUGCUCAAAUGUUCCAACUCGAUCGGACCGAGGAGUUCGAAACACAGCAUUGCCGCUCUGACGAUUUGUUCGUUGGAAAUGCGCGAGUCCAUGGUCAAGUUGUUGCCGGAGGUGCUACUGAAUUUGUCGAAAAUUUCGGCUACUGUACACAUAGCGAUUCCGGUACUGGAAUUUUUGUCAACUUUGACUCAAUUGCCGACGGUGUAUACGAAUUUCGUGGCUGAUCAAUACAUGGCAGUAUUCGCUAUAUCCUUGCCGUAUACAAAUCCUUUCAAAUACGAGCCUUAUACGGUGUCUUUGGCCCAUCACGUGAUAGCCGUGUGGUUUUUGAAGUGCCGGUUGCCUUUCAGAAAGGACUUCGUUAAGUUUAUUACAAAAGGUCUUCAAACGAACGUUCUGAUACCGUUUGAAGAGACGAAAAGCAGCCUAUUCAAUCAGAACCUGAGCGAUUUGAACCAAGACAGUUCGGAUCGCAAACGGAGUUCCAGCUUAACGGAACAGGGUUCCAGAAAACGAUCCGCGACGGUGUCUUCCACUCGGGAUAAACCCGUCGUGCACCGACCGGCGCCCGAAAAAUCGCUCACUAUGAACUUUUACGAAGAAUUGACGGAGACGUGCAUCGAUUUGAUGGCCAGGUAUACUUAUUCGCCAUGUAGCGCUUUACCGAAAAGUUAUUGGAUCGCUGCCUCUACGUUUUCUUAUAGGCUUCCCGUGGCGGAAUUCUUGAUGAAAGGAGGCCAAAGCAUGAUGUGGUUUAUCGGCAACAAGUUGAUAACGAUAACUACGAGCGGUUGUUCGAAGAAAAUACUGAAGAACGGUCUUUGCGACAAAUGUUGGACGUUGUGCAGCAAGCAGAACGACGGUAGGAAGACAGCUACGGGACGUAGCGGUAGCAACGAGACCGAAGACUUGGAUUGGAUUUCUAGACAGAAUUCCAACGAUAAAUCUAACACGAAUACGUCGGUCAGUUCGCCGAGCGAGGAUAAUAAGAAAAUCGGCGAUAAAUUGGAGAUCGUUUCGUCGAAAUUGCAACAGAUCGCCAGUAAUAUCAAGCAGGAGAAGGAGAGUUGCAAUUGCUGGUGUUCAGGAUGGGCGGAGGUUUAUGUCAGGAGACCCACCGGCGACAUGUCCUGGGUGAUGCGCAUCCAAAAUCACAUAAACUUCACUCAAGCCAUAUACGAGUAUCCAUUGAACGAAAUCUCGACCUUGUUCAUGCCUUCGUUAAUACCGGAAGAGACCGAUCCGCAUGUUAGGCCUCCUCUGCGAAGACAGUUUUCCGAGGAUCAGGCCAAUCCAGACGAUGAUAAAGCUUUGGGUUCCAACCCGAGUUUAACUGAAUCCCCCAAGCAAUCGCCCUCCAGACAAGACUCGCGCGACAGCGUUGAAGAAGAAUUAGAGUACGUAUACGAAGACGGCACCAGAUCGAGAAACCCGGUUCGCAGAUCGAAUUCUAGCCCCGAAAUGUCUGCCAGCUGGAAGAAUCCGUUUCUACAUCAGAAGAUCCUUUCGGAAGAAGACAUCAAAUACUCCGAAGAUGAAGCAGGAAAGAAGAACAAGAGUUACCAAAAGGAUAUGAGAGUCAGUUGCGAGGCUAUACCAGAAGAAAUUGCGGGAUCAGGUACGACCCCACCUUCAAGCGACUCCAUGCAAGUAACGAAAUCGGAUUCGACCGGUAGCAGCACGAUCUUCAGUUCCUCUCACCAUCCGUCGCUUAUGAGCUGUCACAGUUAUCCGGGUUCAUCCCCGCCUAAAGAAAACGUCGCUCCGAAACCAUACCAAACGGUUCCGCCCACUCCGAACGUGGCCAGCAGUUCUCAACAACCGGAAUUCAUCAAGAGACCGACAAACUUACCUAAUUUGACUAAUUUGGAACCGCUGAGCAGUAAACCGCCUCAAAGUCCGACUCAGACGUCGCCCAGGUUCGGAAGGCACGCCCACGUGUUGAUCAAAACCGCAGGGGACGGUCGUGAAAUCCAAAAGAGCUCGUCGGCCUCCACGAUCGAACGCAACACCUCGAUAAACCUGAACUGGGCCAGAGAACGGGCGAGAGAACGCAAAAACAGCGGUAGCGUGGAACGAUUGAGCACUCUGGAGCCGAAUCAGGCUCAGAAGCGCGAUAGGGUGCACACGAUAUCCGUUUCCAGUCCAGCUACUAGGAUAUCGCGAUCGGAUACGCAGCAACAGCAGCAGAAAAAACAGAAAGACCCGCCUAAAAGCGGGAUAAAUCCGAGUUUCGUUUUCCUGCAGCUAUACCACUCUACCACUUUCGCGAAUAAAGCCGAGCGGCCGAUUCUUGUCGAGUGUAAUGAUGUUAUACAAAGGGCUUUGAAGAUUUUGGACCAUAUUCCUCCGUACGAGACGCAUAAAAUGGGCGUGCUUUACGUCAGGGAGGGGCAGAUCAAUUCCGAAGUGGAGAUUUUUAAGAACCGGUUUGGAUCGUUGAGAUAUGUGGAGUUCCUCCAGCAGCUCGGUACUCUUGUCAAAUUGGCUGACUUAGAUCCUCAGGAAUUCUUCCUCGGCGGGUUGGAUCAAGACGGAAACGACGGGAAAUUCGCAUAUAUAUGGCAAGACGACGUCAUCAGAGUGAUGUUCCACGUCGCCACGAUGAUGCCCAAUCAGAAAUCCGAUCCGCAAUGCAACAACAAAAAGAGACACAUCGGAAAUAACUACGUGACGAUCGUCUAUAACGAGAGUGGCGAGGAUUUUAAUAUCAGCACUAUCAAAGGUCAAUACACUUUCGCCUGCAUAAUCAUCCAACCUUUGGAUCUCGGUAUUAACAGCGUCGUUAUAAAAGUCAAAGAGGAGCUGGCGAAUUUGAUGACGUCUUCCGAACCUAAGUUGGUGUCAGAUCAAAAUGUCGGUGUUUUAGCGAGGCAGAUGGCGUUACAUGCUGACAUGGCGUCUUUAGUCAUAAAAUCCGUAAAGAAACGCGCUAGCGAAUCGUACGCAUCCAAUUGGUUGGAAAGAUUGAGAAAGAUAAAAAGCAUAAGGAGUAAAGUGAUUCAUGACCAAAUGAACAUCGAAAGCAUUUAUCCCUCGGACGAUGGAAGGAAAAAUUAUGUGGAAGAUUUUACUGAUUAUACAUAAAAAUGUAUUUUUUUAAUAAUUAAUUGUAUGUUUUCGUUGUAGAUUUUAAAUAUUUUUUAACUAUGGGUAUUUAAGCAGGUAUUUUUGAUUUAAUAUUAUUACUUUCUGACUAUACCUAUUAUAUAUCAUAUUAUUGUCGAGUUGCAUAGAAAUUAUCAGAAUAAAUUUAUGAAUCAUAUUAAAUUGUCAUUUUGAAUGAUAAAAAACCGAGGACAACCGGUAUAUAAUUAUUAUUUUGGAAAAAUUUUACUUGCUUAUUAAUUAAAAAAAAAAAAAUGUUUAAAAUUAUGUCUGGUCUGUUGUUGGUUAUUAUUAAUAAUAGAAAAUUCUAUUCGACUCAUUUAUAUACACAAAUAAUUUGUAUUGUG